CAACUGCCGGGGUUGAAAUACAAACAACAUUUAGGAAGGUAGUUGCGUUAAUUUUUCAGAACCCAAAGCAAGAUAUAAUUCUUUUACUUCCCCUUUUCUAACUCUUGCAGAUCUCAUCUGAGUACCUCCCUUCUGUCCUCUUUCGUGGAUGAGAAAGAAGCCUGGCUUAUGGUGGGACAGACUUUCCCUGCCCUCAACCAGGUCACAUCCCCAUGUUUCUGUGGCUGCUACUGCUGAUCCUGGCUCCUGGAAGAGAUCAAUCAGGUCAGUUUUCCCUUUUCUCUGUUCCUCCUGGUCUCUGGGCAUUGGUCCUCCCAGCCAGCACUGCCUGUACCCAUAAAUGAGGCCUGUGGUGAUGUGCCAACAUCAGUGGUAUUGCUACUCCGAGGUCACACCUGUUGCAUUAGUGGGAGUAACUCCAAAAGCUUUUCUUCUCCUCAAUCCUCCAUGGUCUACAAACUUCAAAAAUGACAGAGUGACUCUCACAUGCAGAGAUUCCCUUUCUCCAGCCCAAGGAGACAUAUCUUGGUAUCAUGAUGAUCAUUUGUUGGAUAAUAAAUCUGAAGAGAUCCAAAUACACGAGACUGGAUAUUACAAAUGCAAGACUCGAAGAUCCUCUCCCAGUGACCCCGUACAUAUGGAUUUUUUAUCUGACAGACUGAUCAUCCAGGCUCCACACCCUGUCUUUGAAGGAGAUGAUGUUGUUCUGAGAUGCCAGGGGAGAGAAGCAACAAGUGAAACAGUUUUAUACAAAAAUAAAAAAGAAAUUAGGAAGAGUUCUAUACCAAACUUCACACUAAAUUCAGUCUCCAGGGACAAUGGCAAAUAUCAUUGUACUGCUUCUAGGAAAAACCUUUGGGGAACAAAGAGAGACAUUUCAAAACCUCUAACAAUUCAAGUUCAAGAGCUGUUUUCCCCUCCUGUGCUGACAGCCAGACCCUCUCAGCCCAUAGAGGGGAGACCGGUGACUCUGAAAUGUGAGACUUGGCUCCCUCCACAGCGGUCAUACAUUCAGCUUCAAUUCUGCUUCUUCAGAGAAGAGCAGGCCUUGGGAUCAGGCUGGAGCAGCUCCCCAGAGCUCAAUUUACCUACCAUGUGGAGUGAAGACUCAGGGUCUUACUGGUGCCAGGCAGAGACAGUGACUCACCAUGUCAGGAAAAGAAGCUUGAGAUCCCAGAUACAUGUGCAGAGAGUCCCUGUGUCUGAUGUAAAUCUAGAGAUCCGGCCCCCCGAGGGGCAGCUGAUUGAAGGAGAAAAUCUGCUCCUUAUCUGCUCAGUAGCCAAGGGUACAGGGACUGUCACAUUCUCCUGGCACAGAGAGGGCACAGUGAGAAGUUUGGGAACAAAGACCCAGCGUUCCUUGUCGGCAGAGCUGCAGAUACUCACUGUGAAGGAGCAUGAUGCUGGGAGAUACUACUGUGCAGCUGACAACAUUCACGGUCCCAUCCUCAGUAAACUGAUUAAAGUCACACUGAGAAUUCCAGUGUCUCAUCCUGUCUUCACCUUCCACCCUGCUGGGGCCCAGGCUAUGGUGGGAGAUGUGUUAGAGCUUCGCUGUGAGGCCCAAAGAGGCUCUCCCCCGAUCCUGUACUGGUUUUAUCACAAGAAUGUCACCCUGGGGAGCAUCUCGGACCCCUUUGGAGGAGGAGCAUCCUUCAACCUCACUCUGAUGGCAGAGCAUUCUGGGAACUUCUCUUGUGGGGCUGACAAUGGCCUGGGGGUCCAGCGCAGUGAGAUGGUGACACUCAGCGUCACAGGGCCUUCCAGUAACAAAAUAACGCUUAUCACCAAGGGGGUCACUGCAGGACUGCUAAGUAUCCUUGGCCUUGCUGCUACUGCUGCUCUGGUGUGUUACUUCAGGACCCAAAGGAAUUCAGGAGGACUUUCCACCACUGGAACACCUAGUUACAGUCCCAAGGAGUUUAAGGAACCUUCUAGAACCUCCCACACAGACCCCCAAGAACCCACUUACUCUGAACCACCAGACCCAAUGGAACAGCAGCCAGUGUACAGCAAUGUGGAUCUUGGUGAGAGCAACCUGGUUUAUUCCCAGAUCUGCAGCAUCCAAGAUACAAAAGAAAAUUCAGAAAAUUCACCAAAGAAACACUGGGAGGAUAAGGAGCCUGUAGUCAUCUAUUCAGAGUUGAAGAAGGCACAUCUAGAUGAUUCUGCAGGGCUGGCCAUCAAUCAAGACAGGGACCUUGAAGAUGCUGCAGAAAACUAUGAGAAUGUCCCAUGUGCACUGUCAGCCAUAGACCACUAGCUCUGUACCCAUAGUGGCUCACAGAGACCCUGAGAAGCAGCCUGUGUCAUUAUCUCUGUUAUCUCCAGCCAUGCUACCUCUUUCCCUCCAGGGCUCAGCAUCCCAAGAGGCUGGGCUAUAGGGGACAUCAGGCUGGGUGAAAGCUCUGCCAACUUCCUCUGUGCCUGAGUCUGUGUAUUAUCUAGGAA
This is a messenger RNA of Aethalodelphis obliquidens (Pacific white-sided dolphin), 2451 nucleotides long. RefSeq names its product Fc receptor like 3 (gene FCRL3). Gene Ontology annotation, molecular function: transmembrane signaling receptor activity. The transcript has 13 exons. The record is from RefSeq and is a predicted model, not a curated record. The coding region runs from base 341 to 2263 and encodes 640 amino acids. NCBI's taxonomy places the organism in Eukaryota, Metazoa, Chordata, Mammalia, Artiodactyla, Delphinidae. Gene Ontology annotation, biological process: cell surface receptor signaling pathway; immune response. Gene Ontology annotation, cellular component: external side of plasma membrane.